Molecule: messenger RNA, 4525 nt
Organism: Lagenorhynchus albirostris (white-beaked dolphin)
Lineage: Eukaryota; Metazoa; Chordata; Mammalia; Artiodactyla; Delphinidae
Gene: TSC22D2
Product: TSC22 domain family member 2
Exons: 4
Coding region: 996-3329 (777 amino acids)
Biological process (GO): regulation of transcription by RNA polymerase II
Source: RefSeq, a predicted model, not a curated record
UGCUGCUCCUCCCAGCAUCCCUGGCGCGGCCAUUUCAGCCCCAUCUUGGCUGAGGGGAGGGAGCUGCAGCCACCGCUUCAGCAGUUUGAAUUUCAGUUUCUCCAGAGCCUGCAAACCGGCCGCACCGAGGAGGAGCCGAAGAAGCUACCGCCGCUACCUCACACAGCCAGAGCGCCGCCGCUUGCCGGCCCGCCGGCCGCCGCCCCUCAUUCUCUCAAGAGCCGCGAGGGGAGGCCGAGACCGCCGCCGCCGCCCGCCCGCCCGCGGGGGUGGCUCCCCCUGUAAGGGGAGGACCGAGCCGGCUUUCCCCUCCCCCGGAGCGGGUUUCCGCCAGAGACAGUCGACAUGUCCCUGGGGCUGAGCUCCGGCUAGAGCCGGGGAGGGAGGGCCGCCCGGCCGCACCGAAGCUCCGCCGCCCGCCCGCGGCUCCUGGCUGAAUCAGGAAUCCCCGGCUCCGGACUCGCCACUCCUCCUUCUUCCCUCUCGGCGUCCGAGAGCCCGGAGCUGACGCCGGCACUGGCUCGAGGAGCGGGACAGCACCGCCCCUCACGCCGCCGCCGCCUCCUCCCCUUCGCCCUCCCACUCCCACCCCCAGCCUAGGCCUGCUGACCGCGCGGGGCGCCGAGCUGGACUGACCACGGCGGCCCGGAGACGCGAGGAGGAAGCAGCCGGCCCGCCCCUGGGAUCGCGCUUUCGCCGCCACUGGGGGUAUUGAAUUGAGGCACCGCGACUGCGGGAGGCGAGAAGGAAGGAGGAGCCGGCGCGCGAGUGAGACGGGGGCAGAGCCGAAGAGACCGACACGGAGAAGGAAACGGGAGGAGGAUGUCUCGCGGAGCGACCGACGCACGGAUCAACCCGUGACUCUUACAGCGGCGGGCCUCAGACCCCAGCGCGGACGCGGACUUUGUCUUUGGGGGCCCUGCUCUGCCCUUCCUGGUCUCCGGCAAGAUCGCAGAGGAGGCGGCGUGCCUCUCUGCCCUCCAGCCUUCCUCACCAUGUCCAAGAUGCCGGCCAAGAAGAAGAGCUGCUUCCAGAUCACCAGUGUCACCACAGCCCAGGUGGCCACUAGCAUCACCGAGGACACCGAGAGCCUGGACGAUCCGGACGAGUCACGCACAGAGGACGUCUCCUCCGAGAUAUUCGACGUUUCUCGGGCCACGGACUACGGCCCCGAGGAGGUCUGCGAGCGCAGCUCCUCCGAAGAGACGCUCAACAAUGUUGGGGAUGCGGAGACUCCCGGUACCGUCUCCCCCAACCUCGUCCUGGACGGGCAGCUGGCGGCCGCGGCGGCCACUCCCGCCAACGGAGGAGGAGCCGCUUCGGCCCGCAGCGUGGCUGGGGCGCUGGCCAGUACCCUAGCGGCGGCCGCCCCCUCGGCCCCCUCCUCAGGGGCCCCCGGAGCCCCCCCGGUCGCGGGCCCCUCCGCCGGGCCAGGGACUGCCGCCCCCUCGCAGCCCCCCACCACUUGUAGUUCCCGUUUCCGCGUGAUCAAGCUGGACCACGGCAGCGGGGAGCCGUAUAGACGCGGCCGAUGGACGUGCAUGGAAUACUAUGAGCGGGAUUCCGACAGCAGCGUCCUGACCCGGUCCGGGGAUUGCAUUAGGCACAGCAAUACUUUUGAUCAGACUGCGGAUCGGGACAGCGGCCUGGGCGCCACCGGAGGGUCCGUGGUGGUGGUGGUGGCCUCCAUGCCGGGGGCGCACGGGCCCGACUCGGGAACUGACAGUUCCUUGACUGCUGUGUCACAGCUACCCCCGUCGGAGAAAAUGAGCCAGCCCGCCCCGGCCCCGCCGCAGAGUUUUGGCGUUGGGCAGCCGCAGCCGCAGCCGCCGCCCGUAGGUGGGGCUGUGGCUCCGAGCUCGGCUCCGCUGCCGCCGUUCCCGGGAGCCGCGGCCGGGCCGCCGCAGAUGAUGGCAGCCCCGCCGCCCAGCCAGCCCCAGGGCGCCGCGCCUGGCUCCGUCCCCCCGGGGCCCAACGGACAGGGGCUGCCGCUGACGAAUGUAACCCUGGCGCAGCCCGGCCUGGCCCUGCCUCCGCAGCCCGGCCCGGCCGUGGGCGCUUCUGCCGCGCCGCCGCCCCAGCAGUUCGCGUAUCCCCAGGCUCAGAUUCCGCCGGGCCAUCUGCUGCCCGUCCAGCCCGCCGGCCAGAGUGAGUACCUGCAGCCGCACGUGGCCGGCCUGCAGCCGCCCAGCCCGGCGCAGCCCUCGUCCGCGGGCGCUGGAGCGGGCCCCGGCCAGAACGCCGCCUCCACGGGCGCGCAGAUGAUGGGCGCGGCCUCCCUGCCUGGCGAAGCCGUGGCCCCGGGGCCGGGCCCCGCGCAGGGCGGACCGGCCGCGCCCGGUCAGCCGGCCGGAGUGCCCCCGGCUGCCGUGGGAGGCGCGGCGCCGUCGGGCCUGGUUCCCACCGGGGCCGGGCAGCCUCAGCCCGCGCCUCCGCCGCAGAUGGGUGGCAGCGGCGCGCCAUCGGCAGUGCCCGGCGGCCCUCACGCCGUGGUGCCCGGAGUUCCGAACGUGCCUGCAGCCGCGCCCGCUCCCAGCGUGCCUAGUGUGUCUACCACUUCUGUUACUAUGCCAAAUGUACCCGCGCCCUUGGCCCAGGCGCAGCAGCUGGGCAGCCAUCCUCCGGUCAGCAGGAGCGGCAGCAUCAUCCAGCACGUGGGGCUGCCCUUAGCGCCAGGCACGGCCAGUGCACCGACGAGUCUACCGCAGUCUGACCUAAGCCAGUUUCAGACUCAGACCCAGCCUUUAGUCGGGCAAGUUGACGAUACUAGAAGAAAAUCCGAACCCCUACCUCAACCACCACUUUCUCUCAUUGCUGAAAUUAAGCCUGUUGUGAAGCCUCCUGUUGCAGAUGCCCUGGCAAACCCCCUUCAGUUAACACCUAUGAACAGUCUCUCCACCUCUGUAUUCAGCAUAGCUAUUCCUGUUGAUGGUGAUGAAGACAGGAAUCCUUCAACUGCUUUCUUCCAAGCGUUCCAUUUGAACACGAUUCAGGAAUCAAAGAACCUCUGGGAUAGUGCAUCUGGGGGAGGUGGUGUAGCCAUUGACAACAAAAUAGAACAAGCAAUGGAUCUGGUGAAAAGCCAUUUGAUGUAUGCAGUAAGAGAAGAAGUGGAAGUUCUAAAGGAACAAAUAAAAGAAUUAGUUGAAAGAAACUCUUUACUUGAACGAGAAAAUGCACUGUUAAAAUCUCUUUCAAACAAUGAUCAGUUAUCCCAACUCCCAGCCCAACAGGCCAAUGCUGGUAGCACUUCUCAACAGCAAGCAGUGAUAGCACAGCCUCCGCAGCCAACGCAGCCUCCGCAGCAGCCGAAUGUGUCCUCAGCAUAAAGCUUUCUUGCCUCAUUAAGAAAAAAACUGAAAGCAAUCUAUCCUUGUGUGCCACUGGUGUUCUUUCCACUUUAUACGAAAGCAAGUAGCCAUGCUUCAGUUGUGUGUUUGGCCUUUUCAGUAUUAGACAAUCAUUCUACAAGAGCUUUUCCUCUCUUUGAGAUGUCAUGCAGUGCUGUUGAUGUCCAGUUUAUGUCAUCAGUACACAAGGAGAAUAAUAGAUGGGGUGUAUUAAAGAGAGCAAAGUUAGCAUUUUACCUGGUGCGCACGAGUGGGGUCUUUUAAGAGCUUUGGUGGCUCUCCCAUGUUUCCUAUUAUCCAUGGAUUUACCCUGAGCCUUCCUAUCGCAUUAUAAAUAACAGUUCAUCUAAAGAGCCACUUUUCUUUCAAUAUCAGUAACAUUUGCCUACAUAAGUUUUCAUUUAUUUGUGUUUUAUUUAUUACAGGGCUGCUAUUUUCAUAAUGUACAUGAACAAUGUCACAGAACUUUUUUAAUUUUUUUGAAUAAUUAUAAGUAUCAGUAAAGGAAUUGAAAGGCAGGAUUGCAUUUAAUAGAUGAAACGUUUAGGCAAUAAUUGAACAAAAGAAUCCUGGCAUAUUUCUAACACUAAUGGCAAUUUACCUUCGGUAUUUAUUUUCAGUAGUAAAGACCCAGCUUGAAUGUAAAUUUUGUAUAGUGUAAGUAUGAAGAACAUAGUGCAACUGUACAGGUAGUCACCAGUUAUUGUGAUAUAAUAAAUAAUUGGGCUAUUUUGAUGAAGAAAACUUUGUUCAUUUGUUUCUACUUUCUAAUAGAGAAAUUGCCACGAUUCCUCUGCUUUUUGACAUUUCGUAUGACUUUUUUUUCGGGUGGGAAUAAAAAGCUGUGAAAUUGUUCAACCUACUUUGUAACCAAAGAAGCAAAGCUGUGUAAUGGAGUUUUGUUUUUUUUUGUUUGUUUUUUUUUUUAUAAUGCACAUUCUUUAUGUAUUUUUAUUUAGUGUUCUCUCGGUCACAAUUUUCUUUGCUGUCUAGCAUGAUCUGCAUGACCUAUAAUCUUUGAACCACUUUCGUACCUCAUGUUUUUAUCCAGCACUCUUAUUGUAAUAUGUACUAGUCUGUGAACAAUGUCAAAUAAAAAAGAACGAACAGGUAGUAUGGUGGAGCUGAGCUAGUGUACUAUACACUAGUUGUAAAAAAAAAAAAAAAAAAAAUAA